AUGGUUCUGUGUCCACCGUUCAGGUGGUCUUCGAGAGGUGGGUUUAAUCUCACGAAUGUUGCGAGAGACGACGCUGGAGGUCAGAAACGCGAAACAAUUAGCAAGAUACCCGAAACGGUUGCCGACACCCCGCAAGCAAAUAUUCCAAAUGGAAAUGGACUGCUUUACAAAAAAAGUAUUACGUCACCUGUGGACCCGAGUUUACCCAGUAAGAAAUCCAGUGACAUGAGUAUACAAAGCGAAAAAUCAACAAGUAGUUUCGGUAAAGAUUCUGAUAGCGAUGGGAUAUGUGACAGGAAGAGCAGUGCAGGUCGCAAAACAAUUUCGGAUCUCAUGCAGAGUAACCCGGAAAAGCGAGGACGCCGCAAACGUGGAGUUAUCGCGCCACUAGCACCCGUAGAUAACGCGCGAAACAGCAUAGACUUGCAAUAUGAAAAACAUGAGAAAGAUGAUAAAUCAUUGACACAAAUAAAAUCUGCUAUUUUGGCGAAUGAUUUUUUGAAGAACUUAAUGGACGAAGAAAGGCUUACAGCUGUCUUGGAGGCAAUGAGCCCGCAACAGUUUCCAGCAGGCAGCCUCAUGAUUCGUGAAGGAGAAAGUGGGAGCCACUUGUACGUCUCCGCCCAAGGCCAGUUUGAGGUUCUCAAAGGUGGACAAGUUGUGAAAAAUUUCGGCCCAGGAGAGGCUUUCGGAGAACUCGCCAUUUUGUACAAAGCAAAACGUUUCGCAUCAAUUAGGUGUAUAACUGAUGCAAAGGUAUGGACGUUAGAGCGACGUGUUUUCCAAAAAAUUAUGGUUAGAAGCGGCCGUCAAGAGCAUGAAGACAAUAUCCGCUUCCUAGCUUCCGUGCCUUUACUGCGCGAAAUUCAUCCCAUAGAACUCUCCAAAAUUUCUGACUUCCUGAAAAGGGAGUUCUUUUCGACGGGCACGGCUGUGGUACGUCAGGGUGACCGCGGUGACAAGUUCUAUAUUAUCCGGGGUGGUACAGUCGCUGUGACAAAGCGCGAUGGUGACGGUGGCGAGCGGCGCGUGGGCACUCUUCGUCGUGGUGACUACUUCGGCGAACAGGCUUUGCUGCACGAAGACCGACGCCUUGCAACCGUUACCGCGUUGCCACCGGGCGUUGAGUGCCUCACACUAGAACGAGGGCCUUUUACUGAUCUCCUUGGUAACUUAGAAGAAUUAAAAAAUAUUCGUCAUGCCGUGCCACGUGCUUCUCAACAAAAGAAAGCAUCCGAAGUCAAAAGUGAGUACGAAUUCGUGGAACUUAAGGAUUUGGAAAUAAUAGGCACCAUGGGUGUGGGAGGGUUUGGGCGAGUCGAAUUAGUGCAAUAUAAGCCGCAGUCUUCACUAACGUUUGCGUUAAAGUGUCUCAAGAAAGUGGAUAUGGUGCAACAACAGCAACAGGAGCACGCGUACAACGAGAAAAAUAUCAUGAUGACAUGCAACAGUCCGUUCAUUUGCAGAUUAUAUCGUACGUUCAAAGACAGCAAAUUUGUCUAUUUCUUAAUGGAGCCGGUCCUGGGGGGCGACGUGUGGACGAUCUUACAAAAGCAGCGAUAUUUUCCAGAACACAUUUCACGGUUUAUGGCAGCCUGUGUGGUCGAAGCUUUUCAAUACCUGCACUCCAAAGACAUUAUAUACAGGGAUCUAAAACCGGAGAACUUAAUGUUGGAUAAAAAUGGCUACAUAAAAUUGGUUGAUUUUGGAUUUGCCAAAAAGCUGGCGCCAAAUAGUAAGACGUGGACCUUUGCUGGCACUCCAGAAUACGUUGCACCGGAAAUCGUAUUGAACAAGGGUCACGACCGCGCCGUAGAUUGCUGGGCACUUGGUGUAUUUAUACACGAGCUCUUAGUGGGCAAGCCUCCAUUCCGAGCAGCAGGAGGUGACCACAUGAAGACAUAUACCCUGAUAUUACGCGGCAUCGACGCCAUCGCCUUCCAUCCGCGUGUGCCCAAGUCCGCGCAGAUGCUAAUUCGCAAGCUUUGCCGCGCCGUGCCCGCUGAGAGACUGGGAUAUUUGAAAAAUGGCGUUGUAGAUAUCAAGAAUCAUAAGUGGUUCCUGGGCUUCGACUGGGAAGGUUUGCGCGAUAGAAAAUUGAAAGCACCGCUGAUUCAACCUGUUGCCAACGAUUUUGAUCUCAGCAACUUUGAAAAGUACCCGAAAGACAAGCUACCGCCUGAUGAAACGUCUGGUUGGGACAUCGACUUUUAA
Molecule: messenger RNA, 2214 nt
Organism: Parnassius mnemosyne (clouded apollo)
Lineage: Eukaryota; Metazoa; Arthropoda; Insecta; Lepidoptera; Papilionidae
Source: the annotation of a GenBank genome assembly